CUGUGCUGUAUAUAAAGGCCCAGCAGUGCUGCUUAUUACAGAGCUCUGAUCACACCUGAGACUGCCGAGGAACAUCUACAGUCAGAAAAAAUCCAACAGUUACAGGUAUUUUACAAACAGAGACAGAGAGACAGCAUGGCCGCUACACCCAAAGUGGACUCAGUGUGGAUCGGGUUUAUGGACUUCAUUCCGGUCAUCGGGACGGUGAAAGAGACGGUGGAGCUGGUGUUGGCUCUGUAUGAGGGGAAUACAGGGGUGAUAAGAGAGAAAGCGAAAGCAGUGGAAAACUUUGUGAACGAGUCCUUAAAAAAACCUGGGAAGAAGUCCGUCUCUGGUAAACCAGCAGCAGCAGCCGCAGUCGCAUCAGACUUUUCUGGACUCAAAAAUGUGAGAGAGGUCAGAAAGGAACAUAUUAUCGAAUAUAUGGGUAAAGGUUCCAAAAGGGGAACAAAACCAACUCCUGCUCAACAGGAACAGAGGAAGAGAAGAGUCCAGGAUAUUCAGAGGGACAUGUUAGGGAAGAUCCAUCUCAUCAAUCAAAACUUUAAUCAUGAGUUAAAGGAAGAACUGGAACGGUCUACAAGAGGUGAACACGUCUUUAACAAUGGCAUCCUAAGAUUUCAUUCCGGUGUGCUGGCUGAGUUUGUACAGAGACACAAUAUUCGUAAUCUACGAGGAUAUAAUCAGGGAACUAUUGAUGAAUUAGGCAUUCACACACUUCCCCAAGACACAGCAAAUGAUAUUCAGGAUAACAUGAAGGUCCACUUUGAUGAUGAUGAGUUCUACGUGAAUGCGAAUGCAGUGUUGUACGGUGAAUAUUGCCGAGUCCUGCGUGAGGCUUUGUUAGCUGUGCUGGGCCACAUUAACCCAGGUGAGGAGACACAAGAGCAGAGACAAGAGGUGAAUAAUAUCAUAAAUAAUAUGAAUAACUUUCAAAUCUAUGUGGACCAACUGGCAAAAGAGAAGUGGAUUGGCAAUAGACAGGAUAGACAGACCCGGUUUGAUGUGGUAAGAGCUCAAGUGGCGACCAUGUACAACACAGAUCGUGGUUUAGUAUGGUGCACUCGGGUUAUGAAUGUAGUUGCCCCUUGGUUUGGAAUUAGACAGUGAGUUUAAUUCUCAUGUUCAGUGGUGCCAGAUCUUCCUUUAAAAAUUUCCAACGCAACUACAUACAUGCACAUCCUAAAUCACAGACCAGAAUUUUAACAAAAUGUCGGAAACAGACACCACUGUGUCAAAAACCAGGUUUUUGCUUUGCAAAGUGUCCAACACAUUAAACAACUUAUCUUACAACUCUACAUGCAUUUGAUCUUUACUGAGAAAAAUAUGUUUAAAAUUGAUGAAAAACUGAGAAAAUUAACAUUUGUGUUUGGUUUAUAUCACAGAUAUAUAGAUUUUUUAUUCUACUUUAUUUUACAGUCUAUAGUUUAUUACAUACCUGUAGACAUGCGUACUGUUACUGCACACAUUCUUUAUUUCCUUAAAGUUUGUGAAUGGUUUAAUGAUUACAUUUUACAUUUAAUUCUAUUCUAUUAUCUGAUUAUUAUUACUAACAAAUUGUUAUAAUUAAAUAUCACUGUGUUGUUGAAAUUUCUGGAAAGCAUGCUGAUUUCCAUUUGCAUAAAGUUUCAUAGACAUAAAAGUUAUUACUAAAAGCUUUCAGUGCCUUUAGUUGUUAUUAUUAUUGUUGUUGUUGUUUUGUUGUUGUCACAAAUGUAUGACUACAAUUUAUUAAAUUCCACAAACACAA
Molecule: messenger RNA, 1750 nt
Organism: Clarias gariepinus (North African catfish)
Lineage: Eukaryota; Metazoa; Chordata; Actinopteri; Siluriformes; Clariidae
Exons: 4
Coding region: 136-1110 (324 amino acids)
Source: RefSeq, a predicted model, not a curated record